This is a messenger RNA of Ilyonectria robusta, 846 nucleotides long. Its product is annotated as RTA1 like protein-domain-containing protein. The transcript has 3 exons. The record is from RefSeq and is a predicted model, not a curated record. Gene Ontology annotation, cellular component: membrane. NCBI's taxonomy places the organism in Eukaryota, Fungi, Ascomycota, Sordariomycetes, Hypocreales, Nectriaceae. The coding region runs from base 1 to 846 and encodes 281 amino acids.
AUGGCAAGAGAAUACUAUCGUUACGACCCAUCCCUCCCCGCCGCUAUCAUCUUUACCAUACUCUUCAUACUAUCAGCGGCGGUCCACGCCUUUCAGCUGGUAAAGUCAAAGACAUGGUACUUUGUGCCAUUCCUUGUUGGCUGUCUUUUUGAAGCAAUCGGGUAUAUAGGAAGAGCAAUCAGCGCGGCACAAACUCCUGACUGGACUCGGUCACCGUAUAUCACCCAGGUUCUGCUAUUACUCCUUGGACCGACUUUCUUCGCCGCGUCGAUUUAUAUGAUUCUGGGGCGAUUGAUCCAACUUCUGAAUGCAGAGAAGUACUCAUUGAUCAGGCCAGGCCGGUUAACGAAGUUCUUCCUUAUUGGAGAUGUUAUAUCUAUUGCAGCACAGGGGUUAGGUGGCGGAAAGCUCGCAAACGCAGAGACCCCAGACGAGAGAGACCAGGCACAAACGAUAAUCAUCAUCGGGCUUGCCAUACAAAUUGUGUUUUUUAGCCUGUUCAUGGCUGUCACCUGCGUCUUCCACUACCGAAUCAACAAAAAGCCCACAGCAAAGAGCUCUAGCAUCAACUCUCCCUGGGACAAGCUUCUUCUAGUGCUGUAUGCAUCGAGUCUCCUCAUCCUGGUACGGUCCGUGUUCCGAGUGGUUGAGUAUGUCACAGGCCACGAUGGCGAAAUCCAAUCUAAGGAGGUCUAUAUUUAUAUUUUUGACGCUUUGUUGAUGGCUAUUGUGGUUGUGAUUUUCAACAUUUUUCAUCCAUCUGAGGUCCUCAGUAUCCCAGGCAGGGAUCGUCCGAAUUACUCAGACUCUGAGAUGCCACUGGGCGCCUAUGGCAUUAGCCACUAG